AUGGAGAAUCAGAUAUCAGAUGCUAGCGAUUUCACCCAUUCGAGGAUACCGAAACUGUCGCAACUCGAUACAUUGCUGAGAUGUCACAUUUGCAAGGACUUCCUUAAGGUUCCUGUACUAACCCCAUGUGGUCAUACUUUCUGCUCAUUAUGUAUUAGAGAAUAUAUCAGUGUACAGGCUAAGUGUCCUCUUUGCUUGACUGAGUUGCGAGAAUCAAUGUUGAGGAGCGAAUUUCUAGUAAGUGAGAUUGUCGAAAGUUAUAAAGUUGUAAGAGACGAUUUAUUAGAUAUAUUGAAGCAACGCAAGGAAUCCCCUGAAAGCGAUCCUGACAGCUCUAUUAUAGAGGUUGGAUCUGAUCCCGAAGAUAGUUUAAUAGUCAAUGAUAAUCAGAGCGAUGACACGUCUGAUGAUAUCAAGAUAUUACAAAGUGGCAAACCGAUAUCUUUGAAGAGAAUAUACACUGAUAUUACGAGUUCCUCAUUAAGAACAGCACCUCGAUCGAAAUAUUUUAAAACAAAUAUACCAAUGAAGAGAAGUUCUACUGCAUCUAGGAUUGAUUCAAUAUUGAAGAAACCUGUAGAAUUAGUUCCAUGCCCAAUUUGCGAGAAAUACUUUCCUGUCAAGGAACUAGAAAGAACACACUUGGAUGAAUGUCUGACAUUACAGUCGUUAGAUAAUAAACUUACUCCAUUAACGAAAACUGCAGAGAAAGAUGAAGUAGUAUCAAAAGGAUCAACUGUAAUACCACCAAAUAAAUCGUUACUGUCAAGGUCACUUUGGAGGAUGAAACCACGGGAAGAAGAAGGAGAAAAAGAAGAAAAAGUGUCAUUCGUUGACAAAUACAUCAAUUCUACCACAGACAUAGAACACCAACGGUUACCUAAACUGGACUUUCCUUCAAUGACAAUUACACAAAUAAAACAAAAGUUAUCAAACUUAGGGUUAUCUACAACUGGGACUAAACAGAAUAUGAUGGCAAGAUAUAACUACUAUGAAAUUUUAUGGAACUCAAAUUUCUGUGAUUCAUUAAACCCAGUAAAUGUGAGUGAAUUAAAACGACAGUUGUUAAACUGGGAAGCAUCCCGUAAGGUUCAUAAUGGUACAAAUUUAUCAACUUCAAUUGGCAAUUUAAUGACUUUAAGAGGUACACACAAACAGAAUGACUAUAAAAAAUUAUUAGACAAUUUCAAAACUGAUAAAUUCAACCGGAAAGAAUGGUGUAUAUUGUUCAGAAAACAAUUUCGAAGACUCAUAAAAGAUGCGAAGAAGGGGCAAACUAGUCGUACACUGAAUGCUGAUCAUAUUCAAGAAUUUGAUAUAGAAGAACAGUUGACCGAUCCAGACCUAUCUAAUGAUCUUUUUGACAAGCUUGAUAAGACCCCACAAAAUCCACAAAAUCCAUAA
Maudiozyma barnettii is the source of this 1404-nucleotide messenger RNA. It is a transcript of the gene RAD18, whose product is annotated as E3 ubiquitin-protein ligase RAD18. Gene Ontology annotation, molecular function: single-stranded DNA binding; ubiquitin protein ligase activity. Gene Ontology annotation, cellular component: nucleus; Rad6-Rad18 complex. The transcript has a single exon. The coding region runs from base 1 to 1404 and encodes 467 amino acids. Lineage: Eukaryota; Fungi; Ascomycota; Saccharomycetes; Saccharomycetales; Saccharomycetaceae. Gene Ontology annotation, biological process: protein monoubiquitination; DNA damage tolerance. The record is from RefSeq and is a predicted model, not a curated record.